Messenger RNA from Pungitius pungitius (ninespine stickleback), 2500 nucleotides. RefSeq names its product regulator of G protein signaling 7 binding protein a (gene rgs7bpa). The record is from RefSeq and is a predicted model, not a curated record. Bases 797 to 1552 code for a protein of 251 amino acids. The transcript is spliced from 6 exons. Gene Ontology annotation, biological process: G protein-coupled receptor signaling pathway. Lineage: Eukaryota; Metazoa; Chordata; Actinopteri; Perciformes; Gasterosteidae. Gene Ontology annotation, cellular component: postsynapse; nucleus; neuron projection.
GCCCGUCCUUUGGGUGCGCAGUGUUGCCAGCCAGCCCCCGAGCCACGUCAGGCCUGCAGCAACUGCUCGUCUUCUGUCCAAGGUUAGAGAGGGGCCCGCCCGGCCAGAUGGAGACACUCGAAGGGAACGCACUCUGGAAGCCGGUUGAGACCCGUAGCGGGGGAUUAAGUUUUUCUUUUUUGUAACGUUCAGCUUUCCUCGGGCAUAUAGGCUGUGCGAUGUUAAACUAUCAGCGGCAUUGUGUCUCUGUUAGAAGACAGAAAUAACGUUAUCGCUUCGGUUUCCUGCUGCUUGAUGGAAACGCGCAAUCACGCAAAUGGUUGCAUUUGGAGAGUAUCCGUGAAUGCGAUCGUCUUCUUCCGACAUCGGUGCGUCAGAGAAGACUCCUCGGCUAGCUGGACCCCGGGUUGGGUGUGAAGUCUUCGCUGUGUGCACCGUGUGCUGCUGGAGUGAAGGUGACUUGCGCCCCGACGCAGUCGAGGCAAUGCGGAGAAGAGUCGCAGGCGCUCAUCCGGUACUUUUUCUGCACUCUAAGGCUCGUCUAGCAAAAUAUUUGCUCCCUCUCCCACAGUAGAGAGGGAGGAACGUGAAAGAUAGACAGAGCAAAAACAAUAAUCGGGGUUUCAACCCAGCCGGUAGUUGUCUGCGGUGAAUUGAGCGUAUGAGCGGAGGAGAGAAGAAGGUGAACAGUAAGGUUCAGGGGGGUGAGGCAGGAAGCGAGAAAGUGGUGGACUUCUGCGGGGGAAAAGACAGAACCGUUCUGUGGUAGGGCUGUUUUAUUCGUGGAUGUGUAUGCAUGAGUUCUGCAUCGAAUGGGCGCAAAAACCGCCCCAGAUCAGCCGGGAACAUCUUCCAGAUCGGCAAGCCUCCUCACCGAGACCCGGAGAGGAGGGAGAGCACCGAAAGUACCCGCAAAGCCCAGCGUGCCGUGGCCGACUGCAGAAUGAUUGUCCAAGAAUUCAAUACGCUUGUGGCUCUGUACCGUGAGCUGGUUAUCUCCAUUGGGGAAAUCACCGUGGACUGUCCUUCUUUGCGGGCCGAGAUGCUGAAGACCCGGACUAAAGGCUGCGAAAUGGCCAGAGCGGCACACCACAGUCUCUCCUUGAUAUCGGGGCCAGAGGAUGGGGAGAUCCAUCCUGAGAUCUGUAGGCUCUUUAUCCAGCUGCAGUGCUGUCUGGAGAUGUACAUCACUGAGAUGCUCAAAUCGGUCUGCUUGCUGGGCUCCCUGCAGCUUCACAGGAAAGGUAAGGACUCCUGCGGCCCUACCGGACUCCAAAGUAAGACAGAGGAGAGUUCUGACAUCCCCAUCCUCGAGGAAACCUCUUCUACCCCCACUGACUGUCCUCAUCUCUCCUGGCUGGUGGCAACUGACAUAGAUAACAUAGAAAAGGAUAUGAGGGAGAUGAAGAAUCUUCUCAGUAAACUCAGGGAGACAAUGCCUUUACCAUUGAAGAACCAAGAUGACAGCAGUUUGCUGAACCUGACUCCCUACCCACUGGUCCGACAGAGGAAGAGGCGGUUCUUUGGGCUCUGUUGCCUGGUAACCAGCUGAGGGCCCCGCCUUCGUGGGUAGGAGGCGGCAACAAAGACACCAUUACCCACUGUCCUUCACCACUCGUGUCUCCCACCAAUCUAUUACUGCCAUUUUCAAAUGAAUUGUCUCUUUCUCUUUUUUUUAAAAGGCUGCCCAUUUUAUAAUUUUAUUUUGUAAUACAAAGAAUAAUUGUAACUGCAAAGUAAUGAAAACAAAAGUCAUGAACAUAUAUUUAAGAUAUUUUGCAACACCUUUUUUUUGUAAAUGAAGUCAGAUAUCUGCUUGUACAAUGUUAAAGCGAAUGAGAGGUGAUAUGAAAGUGUUGAUGUUUAUUUACUUCUGCAAUGCCGAGUGACUGAAAUGAGGAUUCAUGUAAAAAAAAAAAAGAAAAUCGAGAAUGUUAUUGUCAGUUUUUGUCAAAAAUAAUGUGUUAAAUUAUGAAUAGAAGCCAUCUGAAAAUUUCAAGAUGACACUUGACAAAAGUUAUUCAUAUGUGUGUGCUGGGAUGAGAGGUUUGUGCAGUGUACGUCUGUUGUGUAUUACAGUGUAUGUUUUCUGUUUAAUGCUGUUUUUUCUUCUCAAUGUACUUAAGUUAGUCUUCCAUAAACCUAAAGUACCUGUAUCCAACUUUAACCUUUCAGCUUUCAAAAUGGAAUAUAUGAUACUCAAAAUACUCAAAAUGAAAACUUCUUUGCACAUAAUAAUAUAUCUACAAACUGAAACGUUAGACAUGUAUAUUCACAUACUCUUUAGGCAAUGCUCUCUGAAUUAUUUUCAAAGAUGGAGAUGGAAAGUAAAUAAUCUGUUUGUUGGUGUAAACAGGGAAGGUCAGUCCAGGGCAGACCGAGGCCACGCAGCAUGGCUAUUAAUGAUAGUGAUCAAUAUUUAUGGCACGGUGAAGGUACGGUAGUCAAAGCUGAUAUAGGUCAUUUUACAUUGUUAAUAAACUUUUGUUAUUGAAACUGA